Molecule: messenger RNA, 6272 nt
Organism: Drosophila takahashii
Lineage: Eukaryota; Metazoa; Arthropoda; Insecta; Diptera; Drosophilidae
Source: RefSeq, a predicted model, not a curated record
CAGCAAGCACAGCAGCCGAAGGAACGUAGGAUAAUUCUCAUUUUUUUCACGGGACUGGCAACGAAAUGGCUUUCCUAUGUGCACCGCUGGCCAGAGUAAUGACAUGGCGACCAUUGGUGACCUAUCGAUGAUCUCACCGCCCACGUCUUCCAUUUCGAACGACCAAGAUCCGUUUGGACAGCUGCCCCCGCUACCGCCGCCACUGCGUUCCACCCAAGUGCUCCAGCCGCUGAGCGUGUUUCCAGUGUCCAAUUUGAGCGAAGAUUCCUACGAUUAUGUUUUUGGUGGUCGACGUAAGACUCCGCCCACAACAACGUCAACACAACUCAAGCUGACCUCACCGCCAGUGCGUUUGCGACCCGAAGACGCCUAUCGCGGAGCUAACAUAAACAACGGAAGGUUCUAUCGUCACUCCUUCAGCUACGCCCCCAAAAGGCAGCGCCACUCGAGUCGGGAUGAUCGAGACCGCGAAUCUAGGUUGAGAUGUCAUGGCGAGGACGAGGCCACACUGCGCCAAUUGCUGCUCGAUUUGCAAAAGCAAGUUAGCGUGAUGAGCAUGAAUCUGUCAGCGAAACUCGAUGAGCUGCAGCGGGGAGAUCGACACCUGGAGACGACGGUCGCCCUGUGCGAGAUCCGCACGCAGCUCCAGGAGCUGACCAAAUCCGUGGAGAGCUGCCAGAGCGAAGUGUCCGAGGUGAAGCGCGACAUGGUGGCGAUCAAGCACGAACUGGACACCGUGCAGCAGGUGAAGGAGGAGAUCGAGGAGCUGCGCGAAUAUGUGGAUCGACUGGAGGAGCACACGCACAGACGGAAGCUAAGACUUUUAGAACAAGGUCUCACCUUCUUCCUCACCUACUCGAUCUUCUCGGCGGUGCUGGGCAUGCUGCAGUUCGGCUACAACACCGGCGUCAUCAAUGCGCCCGAGAAGAACAUCGAGAACUUCAUGAAGGACGUCUACAAGGACCGCUACGGCGAGGACAUCAGCGAGGAGUUCAUCCAGCAGCUCUACUCGGUGGCCGUCUCCAUUUUCGCCAUCGGCGGCAUGCUCGGCGGUUUCAGCGGCGGCUGGAUGGCCAACCGCUUUGGCAGAAAAGGCGGCCUACUGUUAAACAAUGUGCUCGGAAUUGCCGGCGCCUGUUUGAUGGGAUUUACCAAAGUUAGUCAUUCCUAUGAAAUGUUAUUCCUUGGCCGAUUUAUAAUUGGUGUUAAUUGCGGCCUCAACACGUCGCUGGUGCCCAUGUACAUCUCGGAAAUAGCGCCACUGAAUCUGCGCGGUGGCUUAGGUACUGUUAAUCAAUUGGCUGUGACUGUAGGUUUACUAUUAUCCCAAGUGCUGGGCAUCGAGCAGAUCCUGGGCACCAACGAGGGCUGGCCCAUCCUCCUGGGCCUGGCCAUCUGCCCGGCGAUCCUGCAACUCAUCCUGCUACCCGUCUGCCCGGAAUCGCCCAGAUAUCUGCUAAUCACCAAGCAGUGGGAGGAGGAGGCGCGAAAAGCCCUGCGACGACUGCGAGCCUCCGGUUCCGUGGAGGAGGACAUCGAGGAGAUGCGGGCCGAGGAGCGGGCCCAGCAGUCCGAGAGCCACAUAUCGACCAUGGAGCUGAUAUGCUCGCCCACCCUGCGCCCUCCCCUCAUCAUCGGCAUCGUGAUGCAGCUGAGCCAGCAGUUCAGCGGCAUCAACGCCGUCUUCUACUACUCCACGUCGCUCUUCAUGAGCUCGGGAUUGACUGAGGAGAGCGCCAAGUUCGCCACGAUAGGCAUCGGCGCCAUAAUGGUUGUUAUGACCCUCGUCUCCAUUCCGCUGAUGGAUCGCACGGGUCGUCGGACCCUGCACCUUUACGGCCUGGGUGGAAUGUUCAUCUUCUCCAUCUUCAUCACCAUUUCGUUCCUGAUCAAGGAAAUGAUCGACUGGAUGUCCUACCUCUCGGUGGUGGCCACCCUUGGCUUCGUCGUCUUCUUUGCGGUGGGACCCGGCUCGAUUCCCUGGAUGAUCACCGCCGAGCUCUUCUCCCAGGGACCUCGGCCCAGUGCCAUGGCCAUCGCGGUGCUGGUCAACUGGAUGGCCAACUUUGUGGUCGGCAUCGGUUUCCCCAGCAUGAAGACUGCCCUCGAGAACUACACGUUCUUGCCGUUCAGCGUGUUCCUGGCCAUCUUCUGGAUAUUCACCUACAAGAAGGUGCCCGAGACGAAGAACAAGACCUUCGAGGAGAUCCUGGCCCUCUUCCGGCACAACAACGGCAGGAGUAUGCUAAACUGCACAAAUAGCUUGGAGCCACAAAGUAUGAAUUCUGGCAUCGAGCAUGCCGCCUUGAUGGUAUCUGAGGAGAAGACCCAACAUGACUCACCUGCAUCCGAGCGAUUUUUAGAAGGCGGCCGAAGUACACACCAGGGCCGGAGCGCUGCCUCUGCGCCCCAUCACCCUCGUCAGCCUCCACCUGUCUGCCCGAGCAGCGGGCCUUGACUGAGGAGCGCCUCGCCUCCUGACUCUGCCAGUGUUCGUUCCACGAGUCGCGCUGAGGAGGUUCAGUCGCAUCAGUUGCAUCAGCGUCAGCAGUUGCACCACCAGCAGCAACAACAACAACAGAACCGCUAUGCCACACACGAAUACGUACACUGUAGCUAUGAGAAGGAAGUCGUAUGUGAUCAGGCCAAUCCCUCGCUAAUACAACAGACAUCGGUAGCAGCACCACCAGUACAGCCACCGCCAUUGCACCACUGCCAGCAGCAACAACAGCAACGCAAGCACAGCCAUAGUCCGCACCACAGUCGCCACACGUCGCCGCACUCCCACUCGCAUCAUCACUCGCACCACUCGAGUCGCCACAGUCGCAGGAGUCGUCGCCAGGGAAGUGGCAGUCUGCCAGGAGCCCAUCAGGGUGGAUCUACAGGUAACCACUCUGGCUCGGUGGUGCGUCCCUGCAAUAGUCGUCGUCAUCGUUCGGUAACCGAUAUACCCACAUCGCAGAAUGUGUGCCACGAUCCCUCUUGCACCGAUCGGGAGGUUCAGGAGAUCCUCGUGAGACCUCGUACCUGCUGCAAUACCACCAAUACGAACAGCUCCUCGCGCACCGAACUGGCCCAGUGUUUCGCCGAAGAUCUGUAUGGUUCUUCGCGAAGACCCAGUAGUUGUUGCACCAGCUCGGAUUACUGCUACCAAACGGAUUCCACCAGUCUCUAUGGCUCUAGGUCUUCGUUGAGUAGGAAUAACUCUAUAAAAUCAGCCUCCGUUUUAGUGCGCAAACAUCAUAGGAGUCAGCGGAGCUUGCUGCCCGAACAUCGCCAUCCCAGUUACACUUCUAUUUCGCUGAGAGGUCUGAAUGCCAGUCGCCCAAAUAGCCAGCUGGGCUCCCUAACCUCAAUUUUCGAUCGGGCCAAGAACAUGGCGCCCGAACAGGGAUCCACACUGGAGCGACAGAGUUCAAAGGGCGCCUUGGGCAGCACAGAGCUGCCGGAAUACGCCUGCUCGCCAUCACCCAUCCGCUGGAGCUUCCUGGCAGAUGGAAGAUCACCCUCGGAAAUGGAAGGAGCUGUGGGAGGAGGUCCUGAGAGAGAGGAGGAGGAUAAGCUGGAUGCCUGGCAAGUGCCCGAACCGGAACCGGAAAAGAAGCCCUGCCGGAAGAUCACCAGCAGCAGCUCCGUUUAUGAUGAGGGUCCCAGCACCUCGGCGGCGGCAGCCCGAAGGCGUCGAGGAAGCAAGGGAAGUCGGGGCAGUAAGGGCAGCACCGGCAGCUAUCACUGCGAGUUCGAGGAUGAGGUUACCACCACCACGGUGAUGUUCCAUCAGGAUGCCGGCGAGGCGUACAACAAUUGCUGCAGCAACAACUACAACUACAUACAGUGCAACAGCUACUUGGAUCAGGACCUGCAGAUCACCAGCGAGGACAUCCAUCAGUAUCUCUCGAAGGGCGAGGCCACCGAUGCGUGUGACAUACUGAACAACUCGAAGAACUAUCCCUUUCAGCCCUCGAAUGCCCUGGAGUUUCAGUACAAGAACAAUUUCCAGCAGGGUCAGAAUGGGAAUCCCAAUAACAAUAACACGAAUACCACAAAUACAGCCUCCAGCGAUGCGGCCGAGUGUUUCCAGAGUUAUAGAGCCAGUUCGAAGGAAACUAACCUCAAUCAGAGUUCCAGCGAACAACUCUCGCCCACGAACAUCAACUUGUCGACGAGUUCGAACAAUAUAAACAUCGUAUUUAGCAGCAGUUUGGAGCGGAAUGCCAAUGAGGUGAAGUUUAUAAACAAUAGAAGUGGCGAUGCAGGUGGUUCGGAGGUGGGUCACCAUGCGGGCUACUUGCCCUACACCUAUCCCAGCUAUGAUUAUACGAACAUGUCGGGUAACUCGCACUUUGAGAAGCCCCUGGGCAUAGAUGAGCUGCCCAAGGAGUUUGGCGGCCUGGAGGCAGCUCCCUCUACUACCAGUGAGCACUCCUCCUCGCUGCCCUCGCCGCAGCCACUGACGCACCACCAGCAGCUGCACCACUUUGAGUCCGAGCACAAUCUGCUUUCGCCCAGCUCGCCGGGUGGCUCUAUAAAUCCCGCCGGGGAUGACUUUGUGCAGAUGCAUCACUACUCAACGCAAUCGCAAUUGCAAUCGCACUCGCAAUCACAGCACCACAGCCACGCCUAUAGCCACACCCAUGCGCACCACCAGCACCACCACCACCAGCACCACCACCCCCAAGCUUACGACCUGGCCGACGAGCAGUUCCGGCUGGGCUCGGCCUUGAAAAGGGUGCGCAAGCGAGCACGCAAAUACACCGACUUCCUGCGCAAGAAGUGAGCUGGGACUCACUGUACCUCCCUUAGAUUCACCCUACUUCGGGCGCAAGUAUCUGGUGGUCUCGAAGCGACGAUCGCAGAGCCUGGACGAAGACUAAGCGACGACGAUGACUGGAGGAGCAAUUACCGAGGAAAGCCGCAGAUCGAAAAGCAUAUUUACAUUUAAUUACAAUUUUUACACUGCCAAAAAAAUUAAGAGAAUUAAAGUUAAUUUUGUGCUAAGCCAAAACUCUGUUUAAAGCGAGGAUCAGAAAAAUAACACACUUGCACUGAAGGAAGGGUGGUUUUGGAAGGGUUGGAAAAAUGCAGGUCCUCAAAUGAGUACUGAAAAGAAUCCAAAAUAAACUUAUUUUGAAAAAUAAUAUUUUCUAGGAUUUUUUCAAGCCUCUUUUUUUAACCCGCACUUAUUUUAACCCCUAGUUAAGCCACCCUCCCUAAGGCACAAAUCACACACACGAAUCACAUCAGCUGCAAACAGAAGAGGAAGACGAAACAACGACUAUUUUAAAUAAAAAAAUUACUUAAGCUAACAGUGCGUAUACAUAAUAAAUACAAGCGAUAGGUGGGACACAAGAGACGAAAGAGAGAGAGAGAGCAUUUGUAUAUUCAACUUAAACAUUAAGCGAAGGUUUUGAAUUUGCAUAUUUAAAUGGACUAAACACUAAAACCCAUAUACAUAGUUAAGAGCCAAGGCAAAUGGAAAUAAUAAUGCACACACCUACUCGAAAGCCUAGACGAUAGACAACCAAUCUAACAUACCAGUUAAAGCUAGCUAUAAGGAUGCUACGAGGAUCGAGGUUCAGAUCGGGAGCAGCGCCACAAGAUUUAGAGUUUCAGCAACCGCAACUGCAAAACGCAACUGCAACUAAAUAAUAAUAUUAACCAUUAAUUAACAAACGAAAAAGACAGCAAGACGACAACAACAGCAACUGUAGUUUGGCACACUAAGGGCAACAAGUUUAAUGUUUAAAGUUAAAAAAGAAAAACAGAAAAUUAAGAUUACACAGAAAAGUGAGAGUUUUGUUAGCAUUUAUUUGAUAUGCGCAUUUUUUCAGGGACUGCUUGCGAUUUUUGUACUGAAGCAAUAAGCCGUUUUGCUCAAGGAUUAAAUACGUUUCCGUUUUUAUUCAAUCCAAUCCAAAAAAACCAAAAACCCUUCAAUCACUUGAUUUCCCCCCCAAAGAUUCGUUUCGAGUGUAUUAUCCCCCAACAACUGUCUUCCAAUUAUACUUUCUAGUCGUAUCUCUCUGUAGCCUCAGUUGCUUUCGAAAAAAUACUCAAAUAACUCAAAACUAAAUGUAAACUAAGCACUCCACAACCUAAUUUAAUGGCCGUUGAAUCAGACGUACCUUGAGAAAAUUGUAAAUAACUGCUGUUGAUUAAUUAAUAACCUAAUUUACGACGAGUAACUAACUGAACGAACUUCAUUUGUAGUCAUUAGCCGAGGCGAAUCAUUAUGAACUAGUGAACCGAAAAUAAUAAAUAUAAAUGCACUG